This is a messenger RNA of Cetraspora pellucida, 142 nucleotides long. The record is from the annotation of a GenBank genome assembly. NCBI's taxonomy places the organism in Eukaryota, Fungi, Glomeromycota, Glomeromycetes, Diversisporales, Gigasporaceae.
CUUACCAAUUAAUCUGAAUCAUGCAUCUGAACAGUUAGAUAGUUCAGAUCAAGCAUUCAAAACAUUGUUGUGUAUUCAACAAUAUUUUUUAUAUGUCAAGGAUUCUUAUCUGGGCCUUCAUCAACAAGAAGAACCCAAAUAG